Molecule: messenger RNA, 2589 nt
Organism: Microtus oregoni (creeping vole)
Lineage: Eukaryota; Metazoa; Chordata; Mammalia; Rodentia; Cricetidae
Gene: Mog
Product: myelin oligodendrocyte glycoprotein
Exons: 8
Coding region: 186-923 (245 amino acids)
Biological process (GO): T cell receptor signaling pathway; regulation of cytokine production
Cellular component (GO): external side of plasma membrane
Molecular function (GO): signaling receptor binding
Source: RefSeq, a predicted model, not a curated record
UCCUUUUGUGCAAAUGUCUGGCAGGGGUGACGUGGGGCCACUCCUCUGGGCACAGCUGUGGCAGUGCCUGGAUGGAGGUAGGGCCUGGGCAAUAGUGCCCUCCUAGAUCCUCCCGACAUGCAGCCUGGGGGCCUCAGCCUGGCCUAACCCUACUUCCAGGGACUCUGUCCCCAGAAACCACAAAGAUGGCCAGUUUGUGGAGCUUUUCUCUGUCUAGCUGCCUCUUCUCCCUGCUCCUCCUCCUCCAGCUGUCCUCCAGCUAUGCAGGACAAUUCAGAGUGAUAGGACCGGCGCAUCCCAUCCGGGCUUUGGUUGGGGACGAAGCAGAACUGCCGUGCCGCAUAUCUCCCGGGAAGAAUGCCACGGGCAUGGAGGUGGGGUGGUACCGCCCUCCGUUCUCUCGAGUGGUUCACCUCUACAGAAAUGGCAAAGACCAAGACGCAGAGCAGGCACCUGAAUAUAGGGGGCGCACAGAACUUCUGAAAGAUAACAUCAGCGAGGGAAAGGUUACCCUCAGGAUCCAGAAGGUGAGGUUUUCGGACGAAGGAGGCUUCACCUGCUUCUUCAGAGACCACUCUUACCAAGAGGAGGCAGCAAUGGAGUUGAAAGUGGAAGAUCCCUUCUACUGGAUCAACCCUGGGGUCCUGGUGCUGAUCGCACUUCUGCCUGCACUCCUCCUGCAGGUUUCCGUGGGUGUCGUCUUCCUCUUUCUGCAGCACAGACUCAGAGGAAAACUUCGAGCAGAAGUUGAGAACCUCCAUCGGACUUUUGAUCCUCACUUCCUGAGGGUGCCCUGCUGGAAGGUAACACUGUUUGUUAUUGUACCUGUUCUUGGACCCCUGGUUGCCUUGAUCAUCUGCUACAACUGGCUGCACCGAAGACUAGCAGGACAGUUUCUCGAAGAGCUAAGAAACCCCUUUUGAGUGAUGGUGCCACUUCCUGGAAUGAAGGGGAGCCUGGCAGUCCAAGAGACAGGUCGUUGGGGACGUCUCUCAUUAGCCUCUGGGCUACAGGCACCUUCCAAUCUACAUCGACAGAAACACCCCGGAUUCCAAAUAGAAUUUGAUUUCCCUUCUUCAACUAUCUUCCUUUCCUCAGCUCCUUCCUUCCUCUAAUUUUUGCCUCCCACAUCUUUUUGCCCUGUCUCAGUCUCCCUCCAGGAAGCACCCCACAGCUGAGGGCAGGCAGUCUGUCAGAAGACACCUGUGUGUCAAAGUAAUGCAGGAGCGAUUCUGUCAAACAGGAUACCCAGCACCUCUACAUUACAAACACCAGCUGAACAAAUGGUGGAUGUUUCUCCCAAGAUUGCAGCCUUGUCUGGGAAGAGCAGCAACGUAGAUAGUAGGGGACAGGGACAGAAGAUCUCACAAUAAGAGAGACAGAGUAUGAAUAUGGAGCCUGAACCCACACCCACAGAUGGGAUCUAACAAACUCUGAGAAGAACACCAUCCUGCUUGGGCAGCCUGUGGAAAGGAGGACCUUGGGAAACAAGGGUUGAGAAUGGGGCGCCCUGUCUUUUCUUUUCUGCUUCCCUUAGCGUCCUUUAUACUCCCUGCCUCUAUUUUCUCCCAUCUUCAUUCCUCUCAGAACAUGCACUGUUUAUUCAGCAAUUACUGCUUGAUGGUCUACCAGACACAAACAAGCUAGGUGCUAAUUAAUAAUACAAGUUUACUGUGCACACUUCUUUUCCUUUCCUUGUGGAGUCUUUUGUCACCCACUCAACUCUCCUAUCCAAACCUCCUGAGCCAGAGGCCAGCCUUCAGAAAAUCCGAAAUGCAAAGACUAAGAUGACUCUCUUUGUUUUAAAAAUUGUAUUUAUUUUGUGAGGUGGGGAGAUACGUGGGAAGGGCAUGGGUGAGGUCAGGAGGUCAGGGUGAGUGGCAAGUGCCUUUGCCCACUAAGCCGUCUCACCAGCCCCAAACAGGCCUUUUAUUUAUGUUUCAGGAAUUCUCACUGCAUGCAAAAUUCAUCUUGUCUUCCUAGAUUUCAUUUUUUUCCAAGGACUCCUUUACUUUUAAAAUAUUUUCUAGCUUCAAGGAUGUUAGAGUCCAAGAAAAGCCCCAAGGAAAGACCAGCCACAUAUACAAAACAAGAGCACUUUAUUAAUUCUAAUGUUGGGGUGCCACCUGGUGACCCCAGAUAAGAUUAAAAAGCUCCUUUUAAACGGAGUUAGGGGAAAUUCAGAGAGGAGGGAUUAAUCUGGGGACUGGUUGGUAGAGGAAAUAUUAGUCUGUGGGCUGAAUGGUUGGAGGUUCUAGUGGUUAGGGACCUUCAGGCAGCAGGCUAGGGAAAGCUAUCUUUAAUUAUCAGGAGACUUGAUUUCACUGGAAACAUAAAAGUCAAUACCUCUUACAGGAUCAAAGAUUGAAACAUAGAUUCUGUUACCUGAAUAUGUGUGUGGUCCCCCUGGGCUCAGACCCAGGGUCUGGUCCAUGCAAAACAAGGGCUGUACCACUGAUCAUUGCACACACCCCAAGCUCUGUGACUUAGAGUUUUAAUAUAUAGAUCCAGUAUUUACAUUAUUCAUAAUUGAUCUAUCCCCUGAUGACUUAAGCUAAAAAUAUGAUUAGGCCAGAAAUGCAAAUAGUG